ACAUAGGAUCCGCAGUUAGUUUUACAGCAAAGAAAGAGAGCUUGUAAAAAUCGAAAUCUACAUUUUCCCCCAAAAUUUCUCUCUCCCCCAGAUUUAGCCCUAAACCGUUACUUGCCACCCUCUCUCUCUCUCUCUCUCUCUGGAUUUUUCCCGGAAAAUUGAAUCUACUUUUCUUCCAUAGUUUUCCUCGUAUUCCGUCUCUGAUAAUUCUCUGACCCCCGCCGCAUCGAAUCCGAUUCUUAGAUUAAGGGGGAGAUACAGAGAAAUCUAAAACCUAGGUCCUUGCUUUGCUUCCUUGAUCAGAUUCGAGAUUCCUUGACCCCCUUUACUUGCUUCAUAUCGACGAGAACAGGGAGAGGAAGGAACGAACGGGGAAACUCUUUCCUCGAUUUCUCUCUCGGUGAAUCAACACCAACACCAAUCGUCUCCUUCCGUUGACCAGAUCUUCCGAAUCCUCUCUCUCUCUCUCUCUCUCUCAUGUUAUAAUCCGAUUCAACUAUGCGCUGACUAACGACAGAAAGGAAGAAGAGAGAGCCACGCCUUCGCUUCUUUGUUUUCAAUCAGGAUCGGUGAUUAAUGGAGUUUCUGAAUGUUUGUUUACUCCUCGCUUUGAUUCUCAGCUUCCUCUUUGUCCAAUCACAACAACAAGAUCAAGCCCGGACUUUGUCACCGCCUCCUCCUCCGCCGAGUCUUCAAGCUAACACGCCUCCUCCUCCUCCGACUCAAAACAGCGCUGGCAUUCUGACUCCUCCGCCUCCUCCUCCUCCGACUCAAAACAGCGCUGGCAUUCUGACUCCUCCGCCUCCUUCUCCUCCGCCUCAUAACAGCGUUGGCAUUCUAACUCCUCCGCCGCCGCCGCCUCCUCAUUCUCCACCUUCACCACCGCCGCCGAUUCCAAAACCUCCUCCUCCUCCUCCUCCUCCUCCUCCUACGCCUGCGGUAGCUUCUCCUCCACAUUCUAACAGAAACAAAUCACGGAGGCUGCGGCCGCCAUCUCCUCCGCCGCCUCCGCCUCCACGGAUCUUCAAGCAGCCGGAGAAAAGUGGAUUAAACACAGGGAAGACGGUUGGUCUGGUGUUCGCUGGGUUCGCAGCGAUGCUGCAGAUAUGCGUUGUUGCCUUCUUGGUUUUCAAAAGAAAGCAGCUUUUAAGGAUGACACAUACUUACUGAUUAUUCCAAAAGGGACAAACUUUAAACAAGAGAUCAUCAAGGCUUCAUCAUUAGCCUCCCCCUUAUCGGAUCUAUCAAGACUUCCUCUGUAAAUGGGUACAUUCUGGGUUUGACAAAGUUCUUUUAUUAUAUUUUUUUGUUCUUUUUUAAGGUCGUCUAGUUUUUUUUCUUUCAUUUACAUGCCUAAUGAUGCUAACUAGAGUGAAACAGAGAGAGGUGUCGAGAGAAAGAAGUGGCUCUCAAUCAUGUAAUAUUGUUUUUAGUCCAAUUCUGUGAGAGGGAAAAAAAACGAUAAUAUAAUUUCAUUUUGUGAGUUUGUUACUUUGAAUAUUCUUGUUACAUUCUCUAAAUGAGUCAGGGUUGUACACAAAUCCUCUGUUUGUAGCACAUUGUAUGAUGUUAUUGGUGAGAAUCAUAGCAAAGCAUGAUAGGAAGAUUCAAGUUUCUUUCUC
Messenger RNA from Raphanus sativus (radish), 1622 nucleotides. RefSeq names its product formin-like protein 3. The transcript has a single exon. NCBI's taxonomy places the organism in Eukaryota, Viridiplantae, Streptophyta, Magnoliopsida, Brassicales, Brassicaceae. The coding region runs from base 577 to 1170 and encodes 197 amino acids. The record is from RefSeq and is a predicted model, not a curated record.